This is a messenger RNA of Antechinus flavipes (yellow-footed antechinus), 3622 nucleotides long. RefSeq names its product WD repeat domain 97 (gene WDR97). Gene Ontology annotation, molecular function: protein binding. Bases 1 to 2073 code for a protein of 690 amino acids. The transcript is spliced from 11 exons. NCBI's taxonomy places the organism in Eukaryota, Metazoa, Chordata, Mammalia, Dasyuromorphia, Dasyuridae. The record is from RefSeq and is a predicted model, not a curated record.
AUGCUGGUGCUGUCAGCGUCCCAGGACAUGACUCUGCGCACCUGGAACUUGGAGACGGCGCAGCAAAUGGGCGAAGUGUCUCUUCGGAGUCCUUGGGACGGGAUCUCCGGGAAGGAAGAGAUUAUGUCAUACCCCACCCCUAGCAACUGCUUCGAGACGGUGUGCCGUCUCUGGCCUCCGGUGCGGCCGGGGGCGCCCCUGCUGGCCCAGGGCGCCACGUACCUGGAGCUGUGGACCGUGCGCCAGCUGCACCACCCCCUGGCCACCCUUAACUCGAGCGUGCAAGGCCUGGAACUGGCGCCUCCGCUGCCGCAGGCGGAGCGGCACUUGCUGCCGCAGCGAAUAGUGAGCAGGUGCGCCGACGGCACGGUGCGCGUCUUCUCCUCCGUCACCGGGCUGAUGAUCUCCACCCUGCUGCUGCAGCCCGGGGAGCUGGCCGCGGCCACGGCCUACUGCGUGCCCCGCGAGGUCCUGCUGGUGCUGAGCAACGAGGGCGCUUUGCUGCGCGCCAACGCCGCGCGCUGCCCCAUGCAGGUGGUGCGGCGCCUGCCGCCGCCGCCGCCGGGGGAGCCCCAGCCCUGCUGCCUGCACCUCAUCAGCCACGUUGUCGACCAGCUCCGGGCCUACAAUUCCUGGGAAGGCGUGCACACUCGUGGCGGGGAGCUCCGCAAGAAGAGCUGGCACGGCACCAAGUGGGAAGACAACAACAGGUCGGCGGCGCUGCUCCGGGAGCCCCAGGGCUUCGGAACGGGGGGGCGGGGCCGGGAGAAGCCCCGGAGCGGGAGAGGUGGUGACGUCCCUCCUCCGCACCGCAGGUUCUUGCCGGUGAUAGGCUACUCUGACGGCUCCAUCGCGGUCCUGGAUUGGGGCUCUUUCCGGACGCUGUCUCACAAAAUGGCUCACAGCCCAGGUUCCACGACUAACAUUGCUUCGUGUCCGCAGAGUCUGGUGACCGCCGGCACGGAUAAGACUGUGAAGAUGUGGCAGGUAUUUCCCUAUGCGGAAGACAGCCUGACCUUGCUUCGGACGUUUUUCUGCUACCAGUCGACGGUGGCAGUUUGCCCCCUGGGCUGUCGGGUCACUGUGGCCUUUGAGGACCCCUGCAGUGCCACUUACUCCCUGGUGCAGUACGGAACGGCUGGAUGCGAAGAGGCUCGCCACGACCAUGGCCCCCAUGAGGACCCCACAGAUCACAUCACAGGCUUGUGCUGUUGUCCUUACUUGAAGCUUUAUGCCUCCUCAAGCCUGGAUUGCACUUUGAGAAUCUGGACGGAGGACAAUAAAUUGCUCAGGAUAAUGCAUCUGAACAUGCCUCCACAGGCCAUCACCUUCUGCAAUGACAAGGGGGAUCUGAUCCUUGCCAUUGGCUCACAGCUGUGCUUUCUCUCCCACAAACUCUACCUGCCCACAAUAUAUCUGGUCAAGGUGCUGUGUCGGAAACUGCCUCACCCUAAAGAUGACCAACCCUUGUUGAUGUCAGAUCUGGAGCUACUGACUCCCGAAGAGCUGAAAAGGCUGAAAGGAUGGCAGGCUCUCCCUAGAGCCCGGAUGAAGCACAGUGUAAAGCAGGAGUAUAUCGAUGCAGAGAAGAAAGAACUGGAGAUCAAGGAGGCCUGUGCCAAAUUGGCCCUCAGGGAUCAGGAGCUUCAGGACCUGGCCCUGGGACAGGUGGAGCCCUUGGCCCAAAUCCUCAUCACUCCCCAGCUUCGUCUGAAGGCCUUCCACAACUACCUACAGGUCAUCUACGGCUCUCGGCUGGAUAGUGUGAGCAAAGAGGAAGAUGAGGCUCUACAAGAAGGUGCUUCAGGCGCCAUGGAAAGACGGCCUUUGACCUCGAUGGUGUCCCAGAGCUCCAUAUGUCAGAAUUGGGGGAUGAGCUUAGACGUCAUGUUUAUGCAAGGAGCCACCUCUACGAAGAGUUCCAGAGUGGAGAAGAUCCGGAAGAUAGCUCAAAUCCCAUUGAGCCAAAGGACUCUGCAGUCCUGUACAGAUGUCAGUGGCUUCUUCCCCUCCUCCAGAACUCUGCCUGUACUCCCUUCCACCAUAACCAAGGUGAGGAACCUCGGGUCCUAGUUCGAAGGACUUUUCCAGGAUUUAUCUCUUGUUGUUACUGUCCACACUAAGGGUUAUCUCCUUAGAGUGUUCUGGGUGGGCCUGGGGUUGGCCAGACAUCACAUGGUCAUAGAUUUGCUUUAGAUACAUUGGAAAGAAGCAUUGAAAUCAGCUGGGUCACCACCUGUCUUUACAAAUGAGGAAACUUGGGUGGAAAAGUGACCUGCUCAAAGUCACACAAGGAGCUGAAGCUAGUCAUUUACUAGAAAUUCCAGGUUCUCAACACCAUCCAGUCCCACUGCAUUUGGGGUUAAAUCAUUAGAUCAAAGCAGAACAAAGAGUCCAAAGGAGGCCCGAUGCGGCCCUGGGCUGAGAAUCUUGUCUACUGUGGCCCUGUGAGCAAGAGCCCACCUUGGAAAAGAAGGUAGACCAAUGGGGAAAGGGUGGGAAGAAUCAUAGAAUGUCAGAAUUGUAAAGGACCUUAAGAAGAAAUUUAGCCCAAUUCCCUUUAUUUUCCAAAUAAAGGAACCAAUGGCUAAGGGCAAACAGAAAAGGGGGGCUGAAGUUGGCCCUUGAGGGAAGGAACCCACAGGAAAAAAUGACCCUCAUUUUCAAGAAAGAAUCACCACUAAGGAAAUUGAUGGAGAAACUUAAGCUACACUUAGAUGAGAAACCCAGCCCUAACCCCACUAACUGGUAAAUGGGUUUUGGGGACUGACCUGGACAAGUUAUAAGCAGAGUAGGGUGGUGGAUUCAGUCCAAGUCAACAUGGCAGCCAAAGAAAGGCUAAAACUCUUGUAGGCUUUAACUGUAUUAGGAGGCAUUUGUCUUGGAGGAGGAAGGACUAAUGUUUCUUGUAUUCUGCCCCAGGCAGACUACCAGGAAUAGUGUGCUUAGUUGGGGGCAUCAUCUUUUUAGGAGUAUGUGGAUUGAUUGCAGAGUGUCUGGUGGAGCAUACUCUAGAACUCUGCCAAAGGAACCAAAAAUAGCCAGAAAAAAAGAAAACUUUUAAAGAAGGAUAUGAUGGCGAGCAGUCUUUGAUGGGCUUUGAUGAUAAUCAAAAAAAAAUGAUUAUUUUGCUUGACCUUAUGAGGAGCAGUGGAAUAUGGCACAGAGGCAGAUUUCAGCUCAAAGCACGGAAAAACUUCCUAAUUACAGCUUCCAAAGAAAUGGACUUCUUAGGGCAGUGAGUUCUCUGUCACUAAGGACAUUUGAGAAUACAGAAAGGAACACUUGUAGGAAAGAUUGUAGAGGGGUUUUUGUUUAAUGUUUUUUGUUUUGUUUUGUUUUGGUACUGACUGGAUUAGCUGCCCUUGAAGAUUCUGUGAUAUGCUCUAGGGGCUCUGGGAAGGGGAAAGCAAGGUGAGGACAGGCUGAAAGGUAGAGAAUGUUUGGGGCCCAACAGGGAAAGGUUUUUUUGGUAUGGAAUUGACCUAAGUCAAAAGGCCAACCUGGGGGUCCAGGUUCUGUUUGUGAGAUGAGCCCUUGGAUCUGAUACACUGAUGCUCCCUAGCUUCGCUGCUGAGAACUCUUCGCAGACUCCAUUUUCUAUUCUCCUCAGGAUCACCCU